UACCUAGACGAGAUCAUUCGGAAGAGGUUACUGAUCGAUGGUGAAGGCGCCGGUGAUGAUCGCAGAAUCACUGCUCUAUUAAAGACGUUUUUAAAAUGGUGUAAUUCAACCGGAACAGAAGAAGGCGAUAGGUUAGUGCUAUUUCUCCUCUUUUUUUAAAUCUUUUAAUCUUGAUUGAUCCUUUGGUACGUCUGGCCUUAUUUGAGAGAGUUUUUGAGUCGUUCCGCUCACGUUUUAGGUCGUUUCACUGACGUGUUUUUACUCGACUACUUGAUUUUUUCUUGUUAAAGAUGAUAAAACAACGUGGUGUUUGCAGGCAGUGAAAUAGCUGAAAUACUAUCUGUAGUAAACGCAAACAUUUUCAGGUUGUUUUUUCGUUGAUGUCACAGUUCUUUAACCCGUGUCAUUAGCAUUAGUAGAAGAGUAUUUACCCAAAAUAGGUAUCAUGUUUAUGGUAGGUUAGGUGACAAUAGGUGAAUUGACUGGCGAAAUACAAGACUAUGUAGGUAACUAUUUUAACUUCGGCAGGACUAACUCAGGUGCCAGAGAACUUGACUGUAGGGUUGGAGGUCAUGGGUUUGAUCCUUAGGGCUGGACUAAUACCAAGGGUCUGCAAGUGGCCAGAGCCUUAUCUGGCUGUCCCAUCUCCAGUAAGAAUGUGAAUUUUUUUUAGUGUCCUCAAUUGGUUCAUGUACUUUUAUACUAAAUACAUUGACACUGUAAUAAAGUGCGUUUUUCAUAGUCUUGCAUACGUAUAUAGUAGGGGCUUAUUGCCGCUCAUGGUAACCAAAUAUCUGUUAAUGUCUCUGUUCCUUCGCGAUGCAUGUUAAAUGCAUAACUUAAUUAUAAAAACAAAUAAUAACAAGUUGGCGUUAAUGGGGGAGCACUGUCUUGCGCUAGGUUAGCCUAAUGCGACUUCCGGCGAUGGCGUGACCAAAGAACCUCACUUAUCUCCCCAGCACUACGAGCUGAAUGCAAUACAGCACGUGCUGGAUCGGACAAGAGUAUCGGUUUGCAGGUGAUAUUAAACGGCAACGCGGCCAACAAGCUUGGGGGAAGUCGCUGCGCAGACUUAACCGCAUGGCGCAGGAGUGUCCCUAGUUUAUUUGACCGCAUAGCACAAAACAAAGCCCAAACCUCGUCUCCAAAGGGAGGGAGGGAGGGAAAAAUUUACAAGAAUCGUAUACUGAGCGCUAACUUUGCUGAAUAACAGAAGCCAAGUGAACUCUGAACACUUGUUCUGGGCUUUUAUAGCUAGACAAACGUCUGCUGGCAUAGCCAGUAGAAAAGGCUGUACUACAAGACAGCUCAGCGUUGCACGUGCGAACUCUUAGCCAUGAAUAGUGCAUUGAAAAGUUGGCCAAUGUUGUGGAUCGUACUAGCAUGCUAAAGACAACAAGGCUGUAAAGUACUACGCUAGAAUACAAUGUAUCUUAGAGCUUGCUGACCUUGGCAGCUUGACUACACAACUGCUUUAUUCAAAAGGAACCGCCAUGAAAGGGUUACUGAUAACUGGCAUCAUGUUCCAUUAACUACAUUUUAUUUGCGUGACAGUAAAAUUGCUUAUAAACUUUGAAAUCCUUUUGUUAAAUUUCAUUUUACAGUGAUGCUACUUAUCAGAAGAUGCUUAUACAGCUUGCUCAAUGUGAAUUUGCAAUUGGCAAGACUCAGACUGUGUUUGAGAUGAAUGAGCUUGAAACUGAGAACUAUGAGAAAACCUACAGAGAGAUUGGUAAGUACAAGCCAUAGAAUGAAUAAAAAACUAAUCAUAGAAAAGUUAAAAGGGCUCUGUCAUGGCUGUCUGUCUAGUUUAUUUGGUUAAUAUUAUAAGUAAUGCAUCUUUAUUUGUAAAGGUACUUAAAGUUAGCAAGGAAUUUUAUUUCACGGUGUGGGCACUCAAACUGGGACACUUGGAAGAAGAUUGCCCAAUCAUUAAGUCUUUUUUUCUGAAGACAAAAGAUUCUCAAGUUUUUUUUACAAAUGAAUCAAGAUCAUUCAUAAAUUUGAGGGCUGUUUCCUGAGCGGUCAGGUAUGUUCAAACAGUUUUAAAGUCUUCAACAGAACUUGAAUUGUUGAACCUUGAAUUUUAUUGGUCCAUUUUUAAAAGAGCUUGAGAGUCUUUGUUUUUAGAAAAUGUUGUGAUUGGACAAUCUUCCUGUCCUGGUGUCCUGGUGUGAGUGUCCACACUGUGCAGCGUGCAAAGAAAGUACUGUCCGAUAGCCCGGGGCUAGUGGAUUUUGCUGUUGGGCUAGUGAAUUCUGUUUUUAACUUGCCCGAUGGGCAAGUGAUGUUUUAUGAGGAAUUUGAAUAACAGAAGAACAAAAAGUUUUUGGGGCUAGUUGAAAUGACGUCUGGGCUAGUAAAUGCUAGCUUCAGCUUGCCCAAAUGGCAAGCUGGAAAAAUGAUUUUCUUUGCACCCUGCUGUGAAUGACAAAAUAACAGCUUCAUAUCAAACAAAUACAAAAGGCGUAUCUCUCCCAAAGUGUUAUAUCAAACGUUACAUCAGCAAAAAUGAACUUUGAAAAACACUUGCACUAACAAGCUUUCAAAAAUUUGAAUUUCAAUCCAUUUUGAUCUCUUCAUGUUUGUCCAUGGCACCCAUGCCUUCUUUUGCAGUUGCCAUGUUAUUUAUACCUUUCACACAAUUUGAUGGCAGUUCUCACUGUUUGAAUUUUGUAACAUUUUUGACACAGUGUCAUUGAAGUUUCUAAUGGAGUUCUCAAACUUAUUAAUUAUUAAUAAGUUUGAGAACUCCUUUAGAAACUUCAAUGGAGCUGUGUCAAAAAUGUUACAAAAUUCAUGCAGUCGAAAGCCAAUAAAAUUAAUUAUAGCCAUUUGGCUCAGUUGGAUGAAUCUUGAUGAAACACCAGAUAAAACACCACCAGUUUUUUAUCUGAGAUGAUAUAUGCCUUUCAAGUGAGAUCAGACACUCGCAUUUUAAUGAGAUGUUUUAUUGGUUCUGUAACACAACUCAUGGAAAGAAUGCAAUACCAGAGAAAACAUGUCACUGUAUAAUUUCUAACUGUUUCAUUUGAGAAGACAUGUUAAAAAUUUGGUUUUCGUUCUUCAUCACAGGUUUCAAACUCGGCCUACAGCUCGUGUUUUCAUCUGUAUUGUUUCAUGGUGUUUGGAACCCUUGAUAAAGCACUUCCUUGGCAUAUUACUUACAAGUUUAUGAAGUGGCAUCCUUUUUCUGUGUCAAACAAUUUCUUUUGUAUUCUGGGGCAGAUGAUUUUUCAGCCACUUUAGAUCCACAGAAACUUUUAUUGUUGUUUGUCUUUAUUUUGAAGGUACAUGUAUUUAUAAAGUAAUGUUACUUGAUAUUUCAGAACAGAGUAUUUCACAUGCCUAUCAGGAAAUUGCAGCAUGUAAGACUGAACUGCAACAAGCAAAAAGAAUACGGAGAAAUAGACAAGGUCUGUUUAUUUUGAUUUAUCGAUUGUCCAAAGUAAAUAUUGUUACCUUCUGUUACAUUUUUAGAGUGCUUAUUGAAAAUCCUAGUUAAAAUAUACUUAAUAUACUUAGCCUGUGUAAUUUAUUCUAGGGUGACAAAAUAAAUUUAUGCUCUUUUGUUGGCCCUAUUUGAUUUCUUCAGAAUAUGAUGCCCUUGCCAAAGUUAUAAGCAAGCAUCCCGAGAGACAGGAAACACACAAGUAAGUGAUGAAUCUCUUUUAUUGCGUAUUGCAUGCAUUCUGACCAAUGAAAAUCCAAGUGGAGAUUGGAAACUGGAAACAUCAUUUUGAUCCAAAGUUUCCUCUUUGUUGUUGUUGUGUUGUUUUGUAUGGCUGAUGUACUGCAAACAUAUUGAGCAGUGUGCAAAGAAAGUGAUGUUCAUUAGCCCAGGGCUAGUGGAUUUUGCUAUCAGGCUAGUGAAUUCUGUUCAUAACUUUUGCCUGAUGGACAAGUGAGGUUUUUUGGGGAAUUCAAAUAAUUAUUACAGAAGAGCCAUAAAAAAUCUUGCUCAUGAAUAGUAUUUUAUGGGUUAGUUGAAAUGACUUUUGGGCUGGUGCAUGCAUCUGGACUAGUAACCAGGAAGAAGUUCAUAGGUUCAACUCCUGUUGCGGGAACUCAGAUCUUUUCUUCCGGGCUGCCUGCAUUACUGAUCGAAAAAUCAUCUUUCUCAUGUAUUCACUAGGCUCAAAAUUUACCAUCACAUCUCUACCAUUGUGCAUAAUCAUGAUAGUUAUUGACAUUUCUAGUCCUAACAGUCUGCUGAAUGUUUGUCACAUGAACCUAGUUUAAUGGCCUUAAUUCCCAUGAGUCUCCUGUAGCUCAGUGGUAGAGCAUCUGGACUAGUAACCAGAAGGUCAUAGGUUCAACUCCUAUUGCAAGUACCUGGAUUUUUCUUCCAAGCUGCCGGUGUCAGUGACUGAAAAAUGUUCUUUCUCUGAUGUUUGAAUGGCAAGCUGUGAAUGCACCCUGAGUGAGCAGUCUAGGCUGGAAUUUCUCUGACUUACCCACAGUGCUUGAAACAUGAACUACUCUCUUCUUCCUUAAUGCAUCAGUCAAUUCCAGCUGCGCCAAGCCACCACCACCACCACCAAAUGCCCCACCCCCGGGACUGACAAGGCGGGCAAAUGCCCGCAGGUGGAAUUGACUGAUGCAUAAUUCAUGAGCUUUGGUUCCAUUUAGGGUAGCAAAUUUUUGAUCAACUCAGCCGAUAGAAUCACAUUUUUGUUUCUUGCUCCUUCGCCAAUGCAGUGCUUGGCACAGUUUCUUUAGCAACUAACUUCUUUAUUUGAGGUUGUGAUGAGUCAGUACAUGUACCUUAUUCUAUAGUUUGAACAGGGGGAGGGGUGGGUGGCUAGCAAGACAGCAACCUCGUCCCCAGGGUCUUCUCGUUUUCCAAUAUGGCGAACGAGGUUGGGAAUACAAUGAACUGUUGUUUAGUCAUACGUGUACUUUUUCUCACAGACAAAUAGAGGGACUUGACAAGGAGCUUAAUUCUCUAACCGAAACAAAGGAGAGUCUUUUAUCCAAGGUAAAUUAAUUAAUUUCAUCAUUUUCCGUUUCUUUUGCAUACGUAAUUGACUUUACGAAAGAGAUGCAAUAGAAAAGGACUGAAGAAAAACAUUUGAACCAUACGUGGCAGUUCACCUUAGAAAGGUCUUCAAGAAAAUUACAGUAAAAACCUGUGACUAAGAACCUGCAUCUUCCCAAGUUCGCCUCAAUAGGUUCUUACAUAAAAUAAUGGUAAUUAGCACAAAUUUAGGCUCUUUUGGUACUUGAAUAGAUUCUCAUUUUCUGAAGGAAAAAAUACAUUGUAGCUAAGAGUAUUUAAGGUAUUCAGAUUCCUUAAAUAAAAUCUGCACAUCAAUACAUUGCAGUUGGAGUGAUUAGGCACCCAUGUCUCCAAAGAGGAUCGAGGAGGGGGGAUAACAGGCAAAUUUUAUCCUGACAGGUUCUUAAUUUAAACCACGUUCGUAGUCGCGGUUUUACUGUAUUUCUUAGAUACGGCUGCCUUUUCGAGCUGCUGAUGUCUGGUUAGAAAGUCAAUCCAUUAUAAUUGUUGUAUGUUGAUGUACGCGUUUUUAUUCUUUUCCUUUUAGCUGGAACUUCGGCAGAAACAGUUUCAUCUUCUUAUCAACACGAUUCAUGAAUUACAACGGAUGUUGGAAGGUAAGUGUAACGUCGUUGAUUUUUCAAUGUGGGGUUACUCUUGUAAUUCUUAAAACCCUUUAAGUACGAAAACCUAGUGAAAAAUUCCAGUCGUCUUUGCUUCCCUUCUUUUUUUCCUUAACCGUCGUUUGUGUUUUCAGAACUUUAUAGGUCGGUAAGUCGGAUUAAAAAAGAGAAAGAAAACAACGUAUAGGCUUGAAUCAGGAACUGUAGAACUGUUUUUGGUGAAAAUGAAAGAAGCUACAGCAUAGCUUGUUAGCGUUUUUUUUGUGAAAGUUUACCUUUGCUUGAAAAUUAAAUUGGUUCCUGUUUGUAACGUUCAAGAGAACAACAUUAAAAAAAUAUAUAAUAAACUUGAGUUUAGCAGUAAACGCAUUAUUUUUCCCGUUAUUUUCCGCUUUCUUAAUUAUUCCUUAUCAUUUGUUUCGAAAACGUCAAAAUUUCAUCGACGAGACGACAGUUACAGAGAGUAAAGUGCGGCUGGAUGUCCUUUGAUAACAAAUCAACUCAGUCGGGUGUCGUUUUGUGUUUGAGCAGCGUAAAAAAAACAAUUACGAGGUUUCAAAGCGUUCACUCAAUGGUAACCUGAGGAAACAGCCGACAUUCCGCGACGCCACUACUGGUUUCUCCGCGAAACGACGUCUGAGAAGCGAGCGCAGACGAUCACGCGCCACUUUCGAGAUCUGGCUAGUGUUUCUGAUUGGUCGAGCCGCGUGGGAAAUUUGCCUCAACCAAUCAGAAGCAUGACCCCGUUUUGGGUAGUGACGUAUCAUCAGUAUGGAAUUUCUGCGAUCGAUUCUUAGACGUCAAUUGGAGGGGAAACCGGUGGUGGCGUCGCGAAAUUACAUCUGUUUUCUCAGGCUUGGUCAGUAGCUGUGUGUGGCGGGGAGGAAGAAAGUGCAACUUCCCCCCCCCCCACCCCCUUAACCCUAUGCUAGUUCAACAGUCCAGUUAACCUGCAGGUGAUCCUUCCCUACUCGCUCAGUUUUCUUGUUCCACGAACGCCUCGUGCUUCGCUCGCCCGAAAACGCGAAAAAAGAGCACCUUUUCUGCAGGCGACUGUCAGGAGCGCUACAGUCCAGUUAGAUGAUCGUGUUACUAAUGUUCUCUCAACAGAAGACAAAGCUGAUUCUGAUGAGCCAUCUACAAGUUCUGGUGCUGAAAGCUCUGCCAUGGACACAAGCUAG
This is a messenger RNA of Porites lobata, 6806 nucleotides long. NCBI's taxonomy places the organism in Eukaryota, Metazoa, Cnidaria, Anthozoa, Scleractinia, Poritidae. The record is from the annotation of a GenBank genome assembly.